AGUAGAUAUCCAUAUAGGUGCAGAGGCCCUCUACGAAGGCAGAGAUAAUGGGUAGAUUGAUAGAAGCCCGAGGAGCAUGCACGUGUGUAUAACAUAUCUGAGCAUUAGUGACAAGAUGAGGGGAGACGCUAGUGAAUGGCCGAUGGUUGGGCCUAUGCUUCCGCCCAGUAGAAUAUGCGUGGUCACGUGAUUAUCUUGGUCCUUUCCCGCAAUGCCCUCACCUUUGCAAGUUAUAGUAGAUGCUCGCCGAAGCAAUCGUCCGGUGCCGUCGGCCAGCGCGUACCCAGGGUCACGCACCUGCUUGGCAAUGAAGGGAUCCUCCACGCGGAGCAGAUUCCUUCCCAGCGACUCCGCCCGCCAGCUUGCCUUCCUGAACAUUGUCUGGACGGGGAAGCGCAUGAGCUGCUGCUGCCGAUCGAAAUGGUCAUACCAACGACAGUGCCGCACAGCGCGCCGGUUCAUGCCAGCAUCGCGGAACAGGUUUCUUCUAUGCUACGGUGAGAGAGCAAUCGCGGGAUGCGUGUGUGUGGGCCUUGGCAGGCGUGCGGACCACCUGAGCAAAGAACGGGACCGCAGGUUGCGCCCCAGCUACCUCCGAGUGCGUGGGUUUCAACGCAUGCAUGGCCACGUCAAGCAGACGAGGCCAGCCGACUUCCUGCAACAUUUUCAUGAAUCACGGAUCCGCUAUGCAGACCCGCAACCCAUUUUCAAUUUCUUGACACGCACGGAUUUCAGGCAGAGGAGGGCGCGAGUGUGCAGCUUGCGGGCACAAAUAGGCAGCGACAACCUUGCUCUUCAACUCCACCACGUAAUCGGAAGUCAACACCGCAGGCGGACAAUAGGGUUCGCACCAAAGAGCGUGCAACGCGGCGGCCGCGGCGUGCGCUGAGCGGGAAUCGACCGCACCAGUGGCGAUGAACUUCGAUGCCCGGUUUACCAGGACCAGGAAGAUGAAAGUCCUUACGGAAGCUGCUGGCACCACCCUGCGGGAGGCUUGAUACUCUUUAGACCAGCGCGUCAAGUCAGCCGUCUUCGCCGGCAAGGAUGGGA
Tilletiaria anomala UBC 951 is the source of this 1050-nucleotide messenger RNA. RefSeq lists its product as uncharacterized. Bases 212 to 889 code for a protein of 225 amino acids. The transcript is spliced from 2 exons. The record is from RefSeq and is a predicted model, not a curated record. NCBI's taxonomy places the organism in Eukaryota, Fungi, Basidiomycota, Exobasidiomycetes, Georgefischeriales, Tilletiariaceae.